UCUACCACAUCCAAUUCAAGUUUCAUUUCAAUAUCCAAAAAGCUUCAAACUUUCACUUUACCUCAAAGAGUGGUCAUUCUUUGCUUAAUUCUUAGCAACAAGUUUCUCUUUGCUUUUUGUUUGAAAAAAAAUGGCUGAUCAGCACGAACACCACAAGACCUCAGUUGAAGAGACUGGUGCCAGCAUGGAGUCUCGUGGUUUGUUUGAUUUCCUUGGGAAAAAAGAAGAGGAAAAGCCAACUCAUGUUGAUUUCCUCGGGAAAAAAGUAGAGGAAAAGCCAACUCAUGCUCAUGAGGAACAGGCAAUUUCCUCUGAAUUUGGUGAGAAAGUAAAGGUAUCUGAAGAAGAACACAAGAAGGAAGAGAAGAAAGAGGAGGAACACAAGAAAGAAGAGAAGAAACUCCACAGAUCAAGUAGCAGCUCUAGCAGCUCGAGUGAUGAGGAGGAAGAAAUAGGAGAGGACGGACAGAAAAUCAAGAAGAAGAAAAAGAAGGGAUUGAAGGACAAGAUCAAGGACAAAAUAUCUGGUGAUCACAAAGAAGAAGAAGUGAAGACUGAGAAGGUUGAGGACACGUCAGUUCCAGUUGAGAAAUACGAGGAAUCCGAGGAGAAAAAAGGAUUCCUAGACAAAAUUAAGGACAAGUUGCCAGGUGGCGGGCAGAAAAACGCGGAGGAAGUGGCGGCGGCUGCACCUCCACCACCAGCUGUGGCGGAGCAUGAGACUGAUGUUAAAGAGAAGAAGGGAUUUUUGGACAAGAUUAAGGAGAAGUUACCAGGAUACCACCCUAAGACUGAAGAAGAAAAGGAGAAAGAAAAAGAGAAGGAAGCUGCUGCAUCUCACUAAAGUUUACAGUAUGGGAAUGGAUGUUUAUUUGUUGCUUUUUAACUUUUGGGAUGUUAUGAUUGUGCUGCUGUGAUGUUUUGGUUAAGCUUUCAUUUCAAUUCCUUCACUGUUUCCGGAUUUUUGUAAGGUCUCUAUUCCUAUAUGUAAGUGCAUAGUUGUUUUGUAUGUGCUUGUGUAUAAAGUUUGCUUAUAUAUGGAUUUGUAAAAUGCAGUUGGUUUUGAUUA
This is a messenger RNA of Lycium ferocissimum, 1069 nucleotides long. Its product is annotated as phosphoprotein ECPP44-like. Gene Ontology annotation, cellular component: membrane. Lineage: Eukaryota; Viridiplantae; Streptophyta; Magnoliopsida; Solanales; Solanaceae. The record is from RefSeq and is a predicted model, not a curated record. The transcript has 2 exons. The coding region runs from base 131 to 844 and encodes 237 amino acids. Gene Ontology annotation, biological process: response to water.